Gavialis gangeticus (Gharial) is the source of this 3746-nucleotide messenger RNA. It is a transcript of the gene WDR11, whose product is annotated as WD repeat domain 11. Bases 58 to 3726 code for a protein of 1222 amino acids. The record is from RefSeq and is a predicted model, not a curated record. The transcript is spliced from 29 exons. Gene Ontology annotation, cellular component: cytoplasm. NCBI's taxonomy places the organism in Eukaryota, Metazoa, Chordata, Crocodylia, Gavialidae. Gene Ontology annotation, molecular function: protein binding.
CGGCCUCCUCCCCGUGCGGGCCCGGCCGAGCCUUCUCCCGGCCCGGGCGGCCGCGCCAUGCUGCCCUUCACGGUCAACAUCAAGCUGUCGGCCCGGAUCCUCACCGGCGCCCUGAGCGCGCAGAACAGGGGGGCGGCGGACUGGGGCUGGCAAGGUUUGAUUGCAUAUGGAUGUCAUUCCCUUGUACUAGUAGUUGAUUCCUACACUGCCCAAACUUUACAAGUUUUGGAAAGGCACAAAGCCAGCGUUGUCAAGGUUAAAUGGGCUAAAGAAAACUACCACCACAACAUUGGCUCUCCAUAUUCUCUGCGUUUAGCCUCUGCUGAUGCCACUGGAAAAAUAAUUGUUUGGGAUGUGGCAACAGGAACAGCACGCUGUGAAAUACAGGAGCAUACAAAACCAAUCCAAGACAUGCAAUGGUUAUGGAAUCAGGAUGCUUCCCGAGACUUACUCCUAGCAGUUCAUCCACCAAACUACAUUGUCCUGUGGAAUGCAGACACAGGCACCAAGCUCUGGAAGAAAAGUUAUGCAGAAAACAUUCUUUCCUUUUCAUUCGACCCCUUUGAUCCUUCACAUUUAGCUUUGCUCACCAGUGAGGGCAUAGUGUUCGUCUCAGACUUCUCUCCUUCCAAGGCUCCUGCCAGCUCAGGGAAAAAAGUAUACAUCUCUAGUCCACAUUCUAGUCCUUCUCACAAGCUGGUUGCUGCUACAGGAGCUAAAAAAGCCCUUGAUAAAGUAAAAAUUCUAAUCAGUAAUGAAAAACCAAGUGCUGAGUCCGUAACCCUGAAUGACUGCCUUCAGUUGUCAUACCUCCCUUCGAAAAGAAACUACAUGUUGCUACUCUAUCCCAGAGAAAUUUUGAUUCUUGACCUGGAAGUGAACCAGACAGUGGGUGUGAUAGCAAUUGAAAGAACAGGGAUACCUUUUCUACAGGUAAUUCCCUGCUUUCAACGUGAUGGUUUGUUUUGCCUACAUGAAAAUGGAUGUAUAACUUUAAGAGUUCGCAGAUUGAACAGUAUAAUUGGCUCUCCAAAUGAGGAACCAGAUCCAGAUCCGGUACAGGAGCUGAUCUAUGACUUACGAAGUCAGUGUGAUGCAAUUAGGGUAACAAAGACAGUUCGCCCAUUCAGCAUGGUUUGUUGCCCAGUGAAUGAAAACUCUGCAGCUCUCAUCGUCAGUGAUGGCAGGGUAAUGAUAUGGGAACUGAAGUCUACCAUUUCUGGCAGAAGCUUACGUGUCAGCAAUUCAAGUGUAUCACCUUUGUAUUCGCCAGCCUCUUUCUGUGGAAUCCCUGUAGGAGCAUUCCAGAACAAACUUCCAGACCUUUCACUAGAUAACAUGAUAGCAGGACAAGGCACAGUGGCUGAAGAACAGUUAAAAAAUUAUUUCUUGCAAGAAAUUCACCUGAAAUUUCUGCUGACGGGGCUGCUUUCAGGGCUUCCCCUGCCUCAGUUUGCUAUCCGUAUGUGUCCACCUCUUACAACAAAAAACCUUAAGCAGUAUCAAGCACUCCUAGCUGUUGGGACAAGUAAUGGCUCCGUCUUGGUGUAUAAUCUUACCAGUGGACUGCUACACAAGGAGUUAAGCAUUCAUUCCUGCGAAGUCAAAGCCAUUGAAUGGGUCAGCUUGACUGGUUUCCUCUCCUUUGCUACAUCAGCACCCAACAAUUUGGGGUUAGUACGGAAUGAGCUGCAGCUGGUUGAUCUCCCAACAGGCAGGAGCAUUGCAUUCCGUGGGGAACAAGGCAAUGAUGAACCAGCCAUUGAAAUGAUAAAGGUGUCUCAUUUGAAGCAGUACCUAGCUGUAGUAUUUAAAGACAAACCUCUGGAGAUCUGGGAUGUGAGGACAUGUACUCUUCUUAGAGAAAUGCCAAAAAACUUCCCUGUGGUGACUGCUUUGGAAUGGUCACCUUCCCAUAACUUGAAGAGUUUGAGAAAAAAACAGCUUGCAGCCCGUGAAGCUAUGGCCCGACAGACGGUUGCAUCCGAUACAGAACUUAUUAGUGUGGAAUCUUCUGUUAUCAGCUUAUUACAGGAGGCCGAAAGUAAAUCUGAGCUGAGUCAGAACAUUUCUGCCAGAGAGCACUUCGUGUUUACAGAUACCGAUGGGCAGAUUUAUUAUCUCACAGUAGAGGGAAACUCGGUAAAAGACAGUGCAAGAAUUCCUCCUGAUGGAAACAUGGGAAGUAUUACUUGUAUUGCAUGGAAAGGGGAUACCCUGGUUCUCGGAGAUGUUGAUGGAAACUUAAACUUUUGGGAUUUAAAAGCUAGAGUAUCCAGGGGGAUCCCUACCCAUCGUGGCUGGGUGAGAAAAAUACGCUUUGCCCCUGGAAAAGGAAACCAAAAACUGAUAUCCUUGUUCAAUGAUGGAGCUGAAGUUUGGGAUGCAAAAGAGGUACAGAUGGUGAGCAGUUUAAGAAGUGGAAGAAAUGUCAACUUCCGAAUACUGGAUGUAGAUUGGUGUACCUCGGAUAAAGUGACUUUGGCAUCAGAUGAUGGGUGCAUCAGAGUUCUAGAGAUGUCUAUGAAGUCAUCAUGCUUUAAAAUGGAUGAACAAGAGUUGACAGAACCUGUGUGGUGUCCUUAUCUCCUUGUUCCACGGGCCUCAUUAGCUUUAAAAGCAUUUUUGCUGCACCAGCCAUGGAAUGAUAAAUAUUCUCUAGAUAUUUUUCAUGUUGAUUAUCCAGAGAAUGAAAAUGUUAAGAAACUGAUUCAAGAACAGUUAAAUUCAUUGUCCAAUGACAUCAAGAAACUUUUGCUUGAUCCUGAAUUUACUCUCUUGCAAAGGUGCCUCCUGCUUUCAAGACUCUAUGGUGAUGAAUCUGAACUGCAUUUCUGGACUGUUGCUGCCCAUUAUUUGCAUAAUUUAUACCAGGAAAAAGUGCAAACUGCAAAAACUACAGACACAGUUAUUCUUCCAGAAAAACUGGUCAAUCCAUUGGAUAUAUGUUAUGAUAUACUGUGUGAAAAUUCCUAUUUUCAGAAAUUUCAGCUUGAAAGAGUAAAUCUACAGGAAGUUAAAAGAUCAACUUAUGAUCAUACCAGGAAAUGUGCUGACCAACUCCUCCUCCUUGGACAGACUGACAGAGCAGUACAACUACUGUUAGAGACAAGUGCAGAAAAUCCACAUUAUUACUGUGAUUCACUCAAGGCCUGUUUGGUCACAACAGUCACUUCAUCAGGUCCUUCUCAAAGCACUAUUAAACUGGUAGCAACCAAUAUGAUAGCAAAUGGAAAGCUGGCAGAGGGAGUGCAGUUGCUGUGUCUGAUAGAUAAAGCUGCUGAUGCCUGUCGCUAUUUGCAAACCUACGGUGAAUGGAAUCGUGCAGCUUGGCUUGCAAAAGUUCGUUUAAAUGCAGAGGAGUGUGCUGAUGUCUUGAAGCGCUGGGUGGAUCACCUUUGCUCUCCACAAAUCAACCAAAAAUCAAAGGCCAUCCUUGUCCUCUUGUCACUUGGAUGCUUUACAAGAGUUGCAGAGAUGCUGCACAGCAUGAGGUAUUUCGAUAGAGCUGCUUUAUUUGUUGAAGCUUGUCUGAGGUAUGAUGCAAUAGAAGUUAAUGAAGACACAAAUAAAUUGAUCCAUUCGAUAUUUGCAGAUUAUGCCAGAAGCUUGAAGACAUUGGGUUUUAAACAUGGAUCUAUUCAAUUUGCCUCGAAAGCAGGAGCAGCUGGGAAAGAUCUAUUGAAUGAGCUUGAACAGCCUAAACAGGAAGUGACUAAAGGAUGACAACUCUAAGCUUAAUCACA